Messenger RNA from Colletotrichum phormii, 489 nucleotides. RefSeq lists its product as uncharacterized. The record is from RefSeq and is a predicted model, not a curated record. The transcript has 3 exons. Bases 1 to 489 code for a protein of 162 amino acids. Lineage: Eukaryota; Fungi; Ascomycota; Sordariomycetes; Glomerellales; Glomerellaceae.
AUGUGCCAUAUGCAGCUGGGCUACUGCGCGGCUAACAUGCGCAGACAUACGCAGACUUCAACUGGGACGUUGGUACUUACGAAAGAUACCACCGGUGAGGGUAUCGAGCGCGCGGCUUACAUUGGACCGACGUUCUUGCGCACGCCUUUUCUCUCCUUCUCUAUUUUCCCAGCAUGCCGGGUCGAUGCUCCUCUCAAUAAGCUUAAAUGCCAGACGGGUUUGUCGGUUACUACUGUCAGGUUCGUCCGCGAUGCCAUGUCUAGCAUAGUCGACGUCGUGUGUGACCCAGAUGUCCUGCCGAACACCCGAGAUGGGAAAAUCGACAAUCCAAUGCCACUCUUGGGAGCUCCGUCCACCAUCUUCACCACCACCCAUUCUUCCCGCGCCAGUGCCCCCGUAAGGACGACAAGACGGCUGAACACCCCAGAAGACCUUAGUAGGAAGGCUGGUCCCUGUUCCAUCUGGUCUUUGGUUUUCUCCCGGGGCUGA